Hemibagrus wyckioides is the source of this 1703-nucleotide messenger RNA. RefSeq names its product tectorin beta (gene tectb). The transcript is spliced from 11 exons. The record is from RefSeq and is a predicted model, not a curated record. The coding region runs from base 112 to 1152 and encodes 346 amino acids. Gene Ontology annotation, cellular component: cell surface. NCBI's taxonomy places the organism in Eukaryota, Metazoa, Chordata, Actinopteri, Siluriformes, Bagridae.
GGAAUAUAAAACGGCCCCUGUGCAGCACAGGUGAUCUUCACCCACACCCUGUGCUCUGACGGCGCUGAUAAAGACUGCUUGAGAUCUUCACAAUGUUGUAGAACCUUGACCAUGACUUCCUUCUAUGCCCCAGUGUAUGAAAUGGCUUUAGUCGCUGCAUUUCUUUUUCUUCUCCCUGCCUCAUGGGCUUGUGCCCCACAAAAAGCUGAUUAUAUCAUGAUUUCCUGUUUCCCAAACGCCAUCAUCGCAAAUGUUCCUGAGUGCCCGUAUGGGUGGGAAAUAGGACAGCUGUCUUUGGGUGGUGUGUGCUACACGGGGGUCAAUACUCCUGGCUUCUACCGCUUUACCAUUCCAGACCUCACACCCAAGAAUCUCUCGUACUGCGCCACCCUGUCUGAGUAUGUUGGAGGCAAAGACCCAAAAUACAUUUUCUACAACUCUAUCGUCUCCAAUGACUCGUCACUCACAGUGCGGAACCAGCCGGUGAACUACACCUUUAGCUGCACGUACAGAGCAGCUUACUUGGUCAAUAAUGCAGUCUUCAGUCAAAGAGUGGCAACGGUUUAUGUCAACAACGGGAGUUUAGGUUCUUUUAAGUCUCAAUUGUCUAUGAACGUCUUCACAAACUCUAAGUUCCUGUAUGCUAAAGAUGCUCCAUAUGUGAUUGACACAUCAGAAAUCGGCUCGGAGGUCUUUAUCGGCAUCGAAGCGAAAGGACUGAGUAAUAGAUUUAAGGUGGUUAUAACAAAUUGCUGGGCGACACCUACUCCUUAUUCAACAGACAAGAAGAGAUGGAGCUUAAUUCUCAAUAGCUGUUCAUCAGAUAACACGGUGACCAUAUUUGAGAACGCCAAAGACAGCCGCUCAAUGUUCAAGUUCAAUUCGUUCCGGUUUCAGCGUCUAGAGAAAGUGUCCACUGUGUGGCUUCACUGUGAGGUUCAAGUGUGCGAUGGUGAAAAGCUCUACUGUCUGCCGACUCCCUGUAGAUCACGGAGCGUCAAAUCUGAGCCAGAUCCACAUGGAGGUGUCUUGACCAUGGAGUUUCAAAUUAAAGCACAACAUUCUUCCAGUUACACACAUCUUGCAGGAACAUUUCUGAGCAUGUUGUGUGUGUUUCUUCUUAAUGCAGUUUUACGUUAUACCAGUUUGUAAAAGAUGUUUAGUGUGGGUGGGCUUAAAAUGUGCCCACUGUUCAAAGCACACUUACUCUCAUGCACCCACCCACCCACACACACACACACAAACACACACACACACACACACACACACACACAAAGAACAGCCAUACAAGUGUCUCAGGGAGUGUAAGACACUUUCCUCCUAAACGCUUGCUUGCUUUUUGCUUUUAUUUCGUGUGAAACAUUACAAUAAAAUCGAUAAGAGAUGUGAUAUCUUACUAAAAAGAAGAAAAUACAUCCUGUUUUGGUUUGAUUAGAAAUAACCUGUAAAGACAUUUGUUUUUGGAGUAAAAUUAACAGUGCUUCGUAUGUUUACUUUUCAUUUGUCACAAAGUAGUACUGGUAAAAACAGAGGUAGUUGCUAUGAUUGGUCUCUAGAUGUCAGGAACAGUCAGUGUGUAUGCACCAGGUAUUUUAUCUACAUGGAUUUGUUCUCUUCCUUUUUCUUUAUUCUCCACAUCACUACUGAUAUUUGGUUUGUAUGUCACCUGCAAUAAAUGUAUUAAAUAAGAACAGUAAAUAUUG